AUGACAGCCAUACCUGAGUAUACAUCAGAAGAGGUGGCCGCUCACAGGGCCAGGGACGAUCUGUGGGUUACAAUCAAUGGAAAAGUAUACGAUGUUACCGAAUAUGUUAGAGACCAUCCUGGAGGGCCCGAUGUCCUGAUUGACGUGGCUGGAGCCGAUGCGACUGAAGCAUAUGAGGAUGUCGGCCAUUCAGAGGAUGCAGAUGAAAUUCUAAAAGCAUUCCUGGUCGGAACACUAAAAAACGCGCGCGAGCGCACCCGCCCUAAGUCAGUUCGGUUAAUUCAACCUGAAAGUCCUUUGCCCCCUGCGGCCUCUACGAAGACCAAAGGCUCUGCUCGAUCUGUCGCACUCGCCACAGUCUCGGUUGGUAGUGUGGUACUCUCGCUGUACUUCACCUGCCGCAGGUAUCCCAUCUUGACUGCGUCAUGGCCAAUUUUCACUGGGGCCCAGGGCUCCUGGAGAUCCCUCAUUAGAUCACCACAGACAUCAUUCGCAUUCGGUGGAUUCUAUACCGGAUUCGCUGCUGCCACUGCGAUCUCCUCAGCAGUCGGAGCAGUUAUCGGCUCCAAACUGUCGCAGAUGACACAAAUCAAGUCGGGAUUCACUCAAUACCCGCCACUUGUGAAGCGUCGCAAGGUCGUGGGAAGCAAUCCGCAUCUCGCCAAGGGGUUUCUCGAUCCGAAAGAAUAUAAGAGCCUGCCACUUAUUCGAAAGGACACACUCUCCCCAAAUGUGUUCAAGUUUGUAUUUCAACUUCCCAAUCCACAGGAUGUGGUCGGACUUCCAAUCGGCCAGCAUGUGGCAAUAAGAGCCAAUGUUAACGGAACGAUGGUCUCCAGAUCGUACACACCCACAUCGAACAAUUUGGACAAGGGUGUCUUGGAACUGGUAAUCAAGUGCUAUCCAGAUGGUAUGCUGACGGGCCAACAUCUUGCAAACCUAAAACUUGGAGAUACAAUACAACUCCGUGGGCCCAAGGGUGCAAUGAAAUACACUAAAGGACUUUGUACGAAGAUCGGCAUGAUUGCUGGCGGCACUGGGAUCACGCCAAUGUAUCAGCUUAUCAGAGCGAUCUGCGAGGAUGCUACUGAUCUCACGGAAAUCAGCCUGAUCUACGCCAACCGCACCGAGGAGGAUAUCCUUCUGCGACGUGAGCUCGACGCGUUCGCUCAAAGAUAUCCUCGAAAUCUCAAAAUCUGGUAUAUGCUAGAUAGCCCGUCCCAAGACUGGCCCUAUGGAAAGGGAUACGUCACUUCAGAUAUCAUGAAGGACAGGCUCCCUAGUCCAUCUCUUGAUACGAAGAUCAUGCUCUGCGGGCCUCCAGGGAUGGUAAACGCCUCCAAGAAAGCCUUGGUGUCAAUGGGAUUCCAGGCACCCGGUGCCGUUGCAAAGAUGUCUGAUCAAGUAUUCUGCUUUUGAAUGAGCUAUCAAAUCGUUGAUGAAUUUGUGUCUGUAAAAUAGCAAGGCUCUAGUCCUGCGAAAGCUUCUUUAGCGUCUCUUGUUGAACUGUUCAGUACCUUCAUUAUUCUCCAAAUAGAAAUGAUCAUGAAUCGGCCAACGGUCACUUAGUAUCAGAACGAAAGAAUAGAGCAUUACCGAAUUUAUACCUCCUACCCAGCAUUUCUCACAUAUCUGUGUGUCUUACUGAUAGAUAGAACUUUUAUCUGUAG
This is a messenger RNA of Aspergillus sclerotioniger CBS 115572, 1670 nucleotides long. RefSeq lists its product as uncharacterized. NCBI's taxonomy places the organism in Eukaryota, Fungi, Ascomycota, Eurotiomycetes, Eurotiales, Aspergillaceae. The record is from RefSeq and is a predicted model, not a curated record. The coding region runs from base 1 to 1419 and encodes 472 amino acids. Gene Ontology annotation, molecular function: oxidoreductase activity; heme binding. Gene Ontology annotation, cellular component: endoplasmic reticulum. The transcript has 3 exons.